UGUGUUUUGCAUUUUUCAAACAGCUUGAGAUAUAGAAGACGAUUUUGCAGGAAGCCAUGUUUAUAACACUACUUUUACCUCUAUUUCUGUCCUUACUUUCCGGCAUAAUCAAUGCCGAUGUGGUCUAUACGAACCAUACUACCAUGGACGAUGGGAAGUACAAGCUUUGGUGGACAUUUAACAACGCUACAGACACAUUUUAUUUCAAAGUUGAGGCCGAAGCUCUGGGAUGGAUUGGGUUUGGUAUAACUCUGUUGUAUGGUGAAGAUUGGAUGAUGAAUGGCAUGGAUACCUAUGAUGCCUUGGUGGCAGGAGUUUAUACUUCAAAUGGUUCAACAUAUGGCCUGGAUUAUCUGCUGAUAAACCAGAACAGGUCCCAGUGUCCUGAGCAUGUUGAUGAUCACAAUGAUUGGAUAAUCACAAAUGCAUCAGAAAAGGAAGGCAAGACUAUUCUGGAGUUCAACCGUAAAAGACUUACUAAUGAACCAGUGAACACUCAUUUCAGACCAAGAAAAGGAGAUAUCCAAAUAACUCCUGGAAAUCGAAGCUUUGUUUGGGCCUACCACAAAACAAUUGACCAGCCAUGCCUUAGUGGAAUUGGCUUUAAGCAUGACAGGAGUGGUCUUCAAAAAGUAGUGCUACUCCCUGUAGAAGAAAAAGAAAGAGAGCCAAUAUACAUAACUACAAAACCAGAGGUCCAUGCCAGGAGGGGGCCUGCCAAUAUCCCUGUCAUUGCCUCAGUGCUUGCAUUUAUUCCUUUUUUAUUGGUGUUAGCAUUUGAGGGUCGUUAGGGUCUUUUUUAACAAACCUAUUGUACAUGUAUGUAUAAACAUGACAACAACAUUAACCUUGAACUCCGCUAUUGUUAGACUAUUGAUGACUAUAUGAUUAUGAUAAUAAUAAUGGGGUUCUUAUAUAGCGCAUUUCAYGUGGUCACAACACACACUAACCUUGAACUCCACUAUUGUUAGACUAUUGAUGACUAUAUGAUUAUGAUAAUAAUAAUGGAGCUCUUAUAUAGCGCAUUUCACAUGGUCACGAUGCACUUCACAUUCAUAACCAGUGGAGGACUUUACGGGCUGCAUAUUAAGGCGCUAUUAGUAGCCAUGCAGCUUACAGUCAUAGGUAUGAAUUGUUAGUAGAUUAGUAUUAUGCCUCCAAAUUGGAAUAGGCUGUUGUUUAUGAUAUGAUUCAAGACCAAGCUUUAAUAACCAAUUAUGAUGAAAUAGUGUAUUCAAUACAGUGUGGUAGUCAGACUAACACAACAGAAAACAAUAGUGCAACAGCACUAAUUACACUAAUUACACUAACGGUAAUAAUAAUGAUAAUAAUAAUAAUAAUAAUAAUAGUUUAAUCGCACAUCACAUUAAAAAAUGAAGUACAAUGUGUUAGUUAACAAGUAGCAAGAAAAUUCACAAAUGAUGAUGAUGAUGAUGAUGAUGAUGAUGAUGUAAAACAAUGACAAUGGUGAUUAAAGGCUUUUGAACAUCACUGUAAAAAUCUACCAAUCUACAGAGUAUGUAAUGCAUAUGGUGUGUCUCCUUUUGUUAUGUCCGAAAAACAAUGUGUAACAGGCUGUACAUGUAAAGUCGAUGUAAACUUUUCAAUUGUAACAAAAUUACAACAACUUUGAAGGGGAAAAAA
Messenger RNA from Actinia tenebrosa (Australian red waratah sea anemone), 1644 nucleotides. RefSeq lists its product as uncharacterized. Lineage: Eukaryota; Metazoa; Cnidaria; Anthozoa; Actiniaria; Actiniidae. Gene Ontology annotation, biological process: dopamine catabolic process; norepinephrine biosynthetic process; octopamine biosynthetic process. Gene Ontology annotation, molecular function: dopamine beta-monooxygenase activity. Gene Ontology annotation, cellular component: secretory granule membrane. The record is from RefSeq and is a predicted model, not a curated record.